UUUAUUAAAUGUGGACAUUUAUUAAACGAUAUGUGGUCUCCCCUGCCCGAAGAUCGCUGGGAUGAGCUCCGGCACUCCCGCGACCCUUGUGAGGAUAAGCAGCUUGGGCAAUGCUAUUGCAAUGCAAUUUUAUGCUUCAUUCAAAGGUGAUGCAAAUUGGUCAUUUCCCACACAUUUCAAAAUCAUUAAAAACACUUUUUUUCACGUGUGUGUGUGGGCAUCUUUGAAAGCACAGCAGCAAAAUAUUGAACCGAACUUGAUUUUUGUGUCUCAUUGCACCCCAAUAAAUAAUCAAAAAAAUAAUAAUUUGAAAAUAUCUACCAUGAAAUAUUGUGGAUGUAAAGUGUAGUGUAGUAGAAAAGACAUGAGCGACAUACCGAUGGUUUGUCCGGGCAUGCCUCCACAAAUCCACGCUGUUCCGCCCACUCGUUUCCCCGGUUGCGGGAAAGCGUCGGUGAGUCACUCGCCGGUUCUCCAAAACUCCGGACGACCCGCCGGAAGUGGCUUCGCGUGUAUAAAGUCAAAGGACUUCGGGGAUCGGGGCAUUGACAAGAUGCUUGGAACUCUGAUUUCUUGUUUUCUCGGACUUGCGCUCGCUUCCAGGGAGCAGCCCGGGGUGUCCCCGGGAGCUCCGGCGGUGGUCGCCCGGGGGGAGUUCCCUUACGGGGCGACCAUGAACUGCACAUGGCUGGCUCGUGAGCGCGACGAAGACCUCGUCAGGGUGCUGGUCAAGUGCGAGGACCCGGUGGCGCGCGUCCACGGCGGGGUGACCGACCGCGAGUGCCACUACGACGGCAAGCCGCGGCGCUGCCCGGCCUUCCGCUCCGACCCGCGGGGCUUCUGGAAGCAGCUGGGCCGCUCCUUCCGGCGGCUCGGGAGCGGGGUCUGCUCGGACGAUGACGUGCUGGUGAAGGCGCGCGUGUGCAAGCGAGCUCCCCGAGACUCGCACUUCAAGUUGGACAUCUUCAGCUCCGUCGCCUCGGCUCAGUCCGGAGGAGUGGUGGACCGGCCCCCGGCGUGGAACACCCCGGUUGGGAACCGCACCGCGGCGUGCCCGGAGGCCCGCAGGAAAGCGGAAAUGUUCUGCAGCCCUUUCUGGGCCAACCUGUGCACCUCCUUCCUGUCCAUUCUGCAUAGUGACUGCUAGUUUAUUUCUUCUACCCAUAAUCUAUUUCA
Syngnathoides biaculeatus (alligator pipefish) is the source of this 1176-nucleotide messenger RNA. RefSeq names its product fibroblast growth factor binding protein 1b (gene fgfbp1b). The transcript has a single exon. The coding region runs from base 365 to 1147 and encodes 260 amino acids. Gene Ontology annotation, biological process: cell-cell signaling. NCBI's taxonomy places the organism in Eukaryota, Metazoa, Chordata, Actinopteri, Syngnathiformes, Syngnathidae. Gene Ontology annotation, molecular function: growth factor binding. The record is from RefSeq and is a predicted model, not a curated record.